CCUCAAUUUAUCCAGUCCUCUAUUCCUUUACCGUCGAAACUAGACUUCAAGGGGAACUUAGCUGUGAAUUGGAAGAAAUUUAAGCGGCUGUGGACAAACUACGAGAUCGCCUCACGGCUCAGUACGCAAAGCAGUAAUCUUCGAACAGCCACAUUGUUGACAUGUAUUGGCCCAGAUAUCCUGGAGAUUUACGAUGGUUUGCCCUUCGGAAAUGAAGAGGAGAAAACCGACAUCGACAAAGUGAUAGAGCUUCUAGACGCCUUUUUCAUCGGUGAGACGAAUGAAAUAUACGAAGCCUAUCUGUUCAAUCAGAGAGUACAGGAGGUCGGUGAGUCAUUUGAUGUUUUCCUUACAGCUUUACGUUCGUUAGCUAAAACGUGCAAUUUUGGCAUCAUGCAAGAGCGAAUGAUUAGAGACAGAGUUGUCGUAGGAAUUAGAGAUAACGCCACCCAAAAAAGCUGCUAGCUGAGAACAAACUAACUCUUAAUAAGUGUAUUGAUAUUUGCCGUGCGAGUGAAACCACAUCCAAACAACUUAAGGAGAUGUCCCAUGCGGAGGAGGUUAGCGCCGUUGCCACAGGCCACCCAAAAUCGAAGAUUGGUUUACGCCAUAAUGAAGUACGAAAUUUCAGUAAAGUUCAACGCCCGUCCACAACAAAGUAA
Pocillopora meandrina is the source of this 662-nucleotide messenger RNA. Lineage: Eukaryota; Metazoa; Cnidaria; Anthozoa; Scleractinia; Pocilloporidae. The record is from the annotation of a GenBank genome assembly.